Molecule: messenger RNA, 2439 nt
Organism: Manihot esculenta (cassava)
Lineage: Eukaryota; Viridiplantae; Streptophyta; Magnoliopsida; Malpighiales; Euphorbiaceae
Product: cyclin-T1-3
Exons: 9
Coding region: 359-2167 (602 amino acids)
Biological process (GO): positive regulation of DNA-templated transcription, elongation; regulation of transcription by RNA polymerase II
Cellular component (GO): nucleus; cyclin/CDK positive transcription elongation factor complex
Molecular function (GO): cyclin-dependent protein serine/threonine kinase activator activity
Source: RefSeq, a predicted model, not a curated record
GGCCUCAAUUGAGCUCAUUGUAUAAAAUAUAAACCCUAAUUCAAAGAAAAGGCUUUUUCUUCCUCUCUCUCUCUCUCGCUCUUCUUCACUCGUUCGAGCUUGGAGUACGCUCGUUGAAGUCUUUCCUCUUUCUUCUUUUGGGCUCUACCUAAGGAACAAUUUCUACGGGGAACUCCUUGUGCUCUGUAUCUCUAUUUGGGGCAUUGGAGAUUUUUUUUUUCUCCUGAUUUAUGAAUUUGAGACUUGAGUAAUUGAUAAUCUUUGGGAGCUCUUAUGCAACAUGGUGAUUUAGUCAGUAGAGUUGUCACAUAGACAGAUUCUUAAUGAACAUUUUGAUUCCACAGUGGCAAGGACACGUAUGGCUAAUUCACUGCCUGGUGAUUCCUCUCAUAAUGGAACAAACCUAGAGAAAUGUUCUCCUGAAAAACCAGAGGAUGGCGGUCGUUGGUACUUUUCUAGAAAGGAAAUUGAAGAAAACUCUCCAUCCAGACGUGAUGGCAUUGACUUGAAGAAGGAGACUUAUCUACGGAAAUCCUACUGUACAUUUCUACAGGAUUUGGGCAUGAGACUGAAAGUGCCCCAGCUAACAAUUGCUACAGCAAUAAUUUUCUGUCACCGUUUCUUUCUUCGUCAAUCGCAUGCAAAGAAUGAUAGGAGGACUAUUGCCACAGUGUGUAUGUUUCUUGCGGGGAAGGUGGAGGAGACUCCCCGUCCACUGAAAGAUGUUAUACUUGUUUCUUAUGAAAUCAUUCAUAAAAAGGAUCCUGAAGCUGUUCAGAGGAUCAAACAAAAGGAGGUAUAUGAGCAGCAGAAAGAAUUGAUUUUACUUGGAGAGAGAGUUGUACUUGCAACUCUUGGUUUUGAUCUAAAUGUGCAGCACCCAUAUAAACCUCUUGUUGAUGCAAUAAAGAAAUUUAAGGUUGCUCAAAAUGCCCUUGCACAGGUGGCAUGGAAUUUUGUGAAUGAUGGACUGCGCACAUCUCUUUGCUUGCAAUUUAAGCCCCACCACAUUGCGGCAGGUGCCAUUUUUCUUGCUGCAAAGUUCCUCAAAGUAAAGCUUCCAUCGGAUGGUGAAAAGGUUUGGUGGCAAGAGUUUGAUGUCACCCCACGCCAGUUAGAAGAGGUGAGCAAUCAGAUGCUUGAACUCUAUGAACAGAAUCGACCUUCAACUAACAAUGAAGCUGAAGGAAGUACUGUAGGUGCAGUUACACAUCAGGCCACAUCAAAAGCUUCAUCUGGCAAGGAAGAACAUGCAACAAUUAAUAGUCAUUCUCAGGCUGGAGGUACAACUUCAAGACCUGGAACCUCCAAGUCAACGUCCCUGGCGGAUAAUCGUGGUGGGGCUCUGAGAACCAUCCAUAAUCAAGGUAAUGACCAUUUAAGUGGAGAGAUGAAGAGUGCCUCUGAUCGUCAUGUUGAUGGUGAAUCUUCAGACUUUUUAGACCAAGGAAUAGAUACAUUGCCUCCCCAUGAGAAUGUAGAGGAAGCUCAGAACACCUUGAGACAUGCACCACAUGGAAAAGAAGACCAGGAAAGGAAUGUCGCGAGAAGCGAAAUAAGUGAAGCAGGGGAAUUAAAAGACAAACACAUAGUUCGAAAUCUGGAACAUAGAGAAGGUACUGUGGGCCAGUCUCCCCAAGAUGCUAUUAAAAAGAUAGACAGAGACAAAGUAAAGGCAGCACUGGAGAAACGAAAGAAGUCCAGGGGGGAUGUCACUAGGAAAACUGACUUCUUGGAUGAGGAUGAUCUCAUUGAGAGGGAACUGGAAGCUGGUAUUGAACUAGCUGCUGAGAGUGAGAAGAGUAAGCGGGACAAGAAGCAGAGCUAUUCUAAGCCCUUGGACAGGCAAGAGCGUGAAAACCCACAUCACGAAAAACAUCAAGAGGAUGCAGGUGAUGGAGAACGUCAAGGAAAGAAGGGGCAUCUAUCACAUAAAUCGGAUUUGAACAAUAUGGAAGAAGGGGAAGUUCCUGAUGAUAUGGACCAGGGAUUUCACUCGCCCAAGUCAAGCAACCGCAAGCGGAAGUCAUGGAGCCCACCAGACAAAGUGCCGGAGGGCAAGCAUCGGAAUGAUUAUGUGCCUGGAUCGCUUCAUUAUAAUAAUCAUGACUACUUAGAUGAACGGAACAGGAUGAGCAGGCUUGGUUAUGUGGAGAGGGAGCACUAAAGGCACAGUACCAGAAGAUCACCUCUGAGGAGUGAGACUAUUCCCUGAAGCACAUAUUUAGAAGAGUUCCUCUUUGAAUGGUUGUAAUAGUUUUGAAGAUUAAAAAAAAAAAAAAAAAAAAAAAAAUCCUGUAGUGAGAGUAUAUCAUUAUUGGGGAUAAACAAUGGAGGAACUUUCUUUUUCCAGUUGAUUAUUUGGACCGAACUUCCAUAUAAUUUGUAAGAAAUGAGCUUAUCGAAAUUCUGAUAAUAUUGCCGUGCCUUUGCUCGCCA